UGUGACGGCAAAAUUAAUGUAAGUGAGUAAACCCUUAUUUGCUUCAAACUUUGCCCUUUCUUCUCACUCGUUCUUCUCUUGUCAAACCUUUUGGCCAUUUACAAUCUACCCAAAUUUUAUUCAGUUUUUAGGUCAUUACUUUUUCUUUCAAGUUUCAUUCUUUUUCACUAACCCAUCUCUAAUUUAGCCUUUCUUCUCCAUAACUCGACCGUUAAAAGAGAACACAGCAAAAAAAAUAAAAAAAAUAAAGAGAGGGUGGAGAACACUUCAGUCUUAAGUUUCUUUUUCUUCAUCAUCAUACCCACCUAAAAGCUAGGGUUUUUCUUUCUGGGUCAUUGUAAUUUGUAGUUUCUAAUUAAGUAUUUUGGGUUUUAUUAAAACCCAAAUCAUGGGUUUUUGAGGUUUUGAGUGAAUUUGGUAGAUUUUUGGGUAAUUAUUUAGUAGUAGUUAGUAAAAGAAAUGAUUGCUGAAAAACCCAGUUGGAUUAGGCAUGAAGGUGUGCAGAUUUUCUCGAUUGAUAUUCAACCUGGUGGUCUUAGGUUUGCAACUGGUGGUGGGGACCACAAGGUAAGGAUAUGGAAUAUGAAAUCUGUUGCUAGAGAUUUUGAGAAGGAUGAUCAAACACACAGGAUUCUUGCAACUCUACGGGAUCACUUUGGCUCAGUUAACUGUGUCAGGUGGGCAAAACAUGGUCGGCACAUUGCAUCUGGGUCUGAUGAUCAAGUGAUAUUAAUUCACGAAAGGAGACCUGGUUCAGGAACCACUGAGUUCGGGAGUGGUGAGCCUCCAGAUGUUGAAAAUUGGAAGGUUGUCACGACUUUGAGGGGACACACUGCAGAUGUGGUGGAUCUUAAUUGGUCUCCAGAUGACUCAAUGUUGGCCAGUGGAAGUCUUGACAACACAAUCCACGUAUGGAAUAUGAGCAAUGGCAUCUGCACUGCAGUUCUCAGAGGUCAUUCUAGUUUGGUGAAAGGUGUUACUUGGGAUCCCAUUGGUUCCUUUAUAGCUAGCCAAUCUGACGAUAAGACUGUGAUUAUAUGGAGAACAACUGAUUGGAGUCUUGCCCAUAAGACAGAAGGCCAUUGGGCUAAAUCCCUUGGAUCAACAUUCUUUAGGCGGCUUGGAUGGUCUCCUUGUGGCCAUUUCAUAACCACAACACACGGUUUUCAAAAGCCAAGACAUUCAGCACCUGUGUUGGAAAGAGGCGAGUGGGCAGCUACUUUUGACUUCUUGGGACAUAAUGCCCCUAUUAUAGUUGUGAAGUUCAAUCAUUCAAUGUUCAGAAGAAAUUUCUCCAAUGCUCAGGAUGUAAAAGCCUCUUCUGCUGGAUGGGCUAAUGGGACUUCAAAGACCGGAGGAAAAGAAUCACAGCCGUAUAAUGUUAUUGCUAUCGGUAGUCAGGAUCGUACUAUAACUGUCUGGACUACUGCAAGUCCACGACCUCUCUUUGUGGCAAAGCAUUUUUUCACUCAAAGUGUUGUUGAUUUAUCUUGGAGCCCUGAUGGAUACUCCCUUUUUGCCUGUUCCUUGGAUGGUUCAGUGGCAACCUUUCAUUUUGAAGUUAAAGAGAUUGGUCAGAGGCUAACAGACGAUGAACUGGAUGAGUUGAAAAAAAGCCGUUAUGGAGAUGUAAGGGGUCGCCAGGCUAAUUUAGCUGAAAGCCCUGCACAGCUGUUACUUGAAGCAGCUGCAGCAAAGCAAACACCAAACAAAAAAGUUGUGGUGGAUGUGCAGCAGAAGCAGGUAGCUUCAAAGCCUUCGUCUGAUUUGGGGGUUGCCGCAAAGGUCUCUGAGCCACACCUUGACAAUGGAAAAAUAAAUGGAGUAAGCUCCGAUGGUUUAAACAAGGUGGCAACUUCAGCUCGCGUUUCUAGUCCUGUGAAACAGAAAGAGUACAGGCGCCCUGAUGGUAGAAAAAGGAUUAUCCCUGAACCAGUGGGUGUGCCUACCCAGCAAGAAAAUAUAAUCGCAGUGUCCCAAUCUCAAGCUCUCGAUAUAUGUCUAGCGUCUUCUGAUGGCAGAAAUGACGUUAGUAAUGCUAAAGUUAGGAGAACACUUGGAGCAGGCUCUGAUGUGAAGGAACGUACUGGAGUCACGGCUAAGGCUUGUUUCAGUGACAGUUUGGUCAUUGAAAGAGUUCCAGUUGCUACCGGCAAAGAAGGUGGUGUUCUCAUUGAAUCUUCUGGCAAUGCAAAGGCGUCGAGUUCUUUAGCAGCUUGUAACGUUAAACUUGCAAUAAGGGUGGUAGAUAAAAAGGAGGGUUCAGAUGCAAUGCCGGUUACACUAGAAGCUCGUCCGAGAGAGCAUGCUGUUAGUGAUAUCGUUGGCAUGAGUAAUAUGUCACUGGUGAAUGAAACGGAAAUUAUAUGCAGCAGAGGAUCGCAAACUUUAUGGUCUGACCGUAUUUCUGGGAAGGUCUCAGUAUUGGCUGGAAAUGCCAACUUCUGGGCAGUGGGGUUUGAAGAUGGUUGCCUACAGGUGUACACAAAGUGUGGAAGGCGUGCUAUGCCGACCAUGAUGAUGGGUUCUGCUGCAGUGUUUGCUGACUGUGAUGAAUGUUGGAGAUUGUUGCUUGUCACAAAGAAAGGGUCUUUGUAUUUGUGGGACUUAUUUGAACGAAGCUGUCUUCUUCAAGACUCAUUGGAAUCUUUGAUUGCUGCAGAUCCUAAUGGAUCCUCUAAAGAUGCAGCUACUAUCAAAAUAAUAUCAGCAAAGUUGUCAAAAUCUGGUUCACCUCUUGUUGUAUUAGCUACUCGCCAUGCUUUUCUAUUCGAUAUGAGUCUGAAGUGUUGGCUUAGAGUUGCUGAUGAUUGCUUUCCUGCAUCAAACUUUGCAAGCUCCUGGAAUUUGGGGUCCUCACAGAGUGGUGAGCUUGCGACCUUGCAGGUGGAUGUUAGAAAGUUUUUGGCUAGAAAGCCGGGUUGGAGUAGGGUGGCUGAUGAUGGCAUGCAAACUCGUUCUCACUUGGAGGCUCAGUUGGCAUCAGCUUUGGCAUUGAGAUCUCCAAAUGAAUAUCGCCAGUGUCUUAUGUCAUAUGUGAGAUACCUUGCAAGAGAAGCCGAUGAGUCUCGACUACGUGAAGUCUGCGAGAGUUUCCUUGGACCUCCUACUGGGAUGGGUGGUGCUGCAUCAUCAGACGCGAACAGUGUGUGGGAUCCUUGUGUUUUGGGAUUGAAGAAACACAAACUUCUGAGAGAAGACAUUCUUCCAGCUUUGGCAUCAAAUAGAAAAGUCCAGAGGCUUUUGAAUGAAUUUAUGGAUCUUCUUUCUGAAUAUGGUAGUCCUGAAACUCAUACUGAACCACAUAACACAAUUUUGCCAAUGAUGACUUCACAGGCUACUGAUCAAGUAGAUGUGCUGCCAUCAUUAAAUGAUCAUGUGCAAGUUGAUCCACCUGUAAUAGACCGAAGAAUGGAUCAAGUCCAUCGGAAACUGGAUUACCAAAUAAAGGGUUCUUCACCGUCCAGGGCAGUUCACCAGAUGGACCGUCCCGUUGUUCCAGCAAAUCAAAUAAACCAAAUUUUACUGGUGGAAGAACGAGUUACAUGUGCUUCCGGGAAGGAUGAUCUCAAUUUAGUAAUGGUGAAGGAUUCGCUGAACCAGCCACGAUCUCUUGUCGAAUCCAAGGCAGAGAAAGUGGUAGUGGCUCUACCUGCCAAUGAUAACAACUCUUAGCCACUGUUUCAUCAAAGUAGUUUUGGUCUGAUUGAGGUAUGUAGUUUUCGAGGUUGAGUACGCAUUCAGAUAUAACUCGUAUAUGAAUGUUUAUGAGCAUGUCGUGUUAGCAAGGGGAGAGGGCAGUUAGUAGCGUAGCGUGUAUAUAGAGAUGGAAACGAAUGAUUGCUAUUUGCUAGAAGUCUUUUAUACUAAUGUUUUUAUGUUGAUGUUGGUGGCGAAAUCGAUUUGCUUACAUGGGAAAUUGUCCCUGAGCUUUUUUUUAGGCUUUUAUAGAAGUCACUCUAGGCAUCUAAAUUCUAAGAUCUUUUCCAGCCAACAGAUUUAUCAGUUGUGUAUAUAAUCCUGAAGCUGGAAUAUUGUUCAGCUAUAGAUUUUUCAGCUAAAGAUACAUGUUCGUUCUCAUCUUUGUUUAGACAUGAAAUUUCAUUAUCUUAGAUAUUAAUGGAUUUAUGUGGAACGCGA
Molecule: messenger RNA, 4140 nt
Organism: Beta vulgaris subsp. vulgaris (sugar beet)
Lineage: Eukaryota; Viridiplantae; Streptophyta; Magnoliopsida; Caryophyllales; Amaranthaceae
Product: protein HIRA
Exons: 10
Coding region: 460-3675 (1071 amino acids)
Biological process (GO): DNA-templated transcription; chromatin remodeling; regulation of DNA-templated transcription
Cellular component (GO): nucleus; HIR complex
Molecular function (GO): nucleosome binding; protein binding
Source: RefSeq, a predicted model, not a curated record